This is a messenger RNA of Piliocolobus tephrosceles (Ugandan red Colobus), 1205 nucleotides long. Its product is annotated as acidic mammalian chitinase. Gene Ontology annotation, cellular component: extracellular region. Gene Ontology annotation, molecular function: chitinase activity; chitin binding. Gene Ontology annotation, biological process: chitin catabolic process; carbohydrate metabolic process. The transcript has 10 exons. NCBI's taxonomy places the organism in Eukaryota, Metazoa, Chordata, Mammalia, Primates, Cercopithecidae. The record is from RefSeq and is a predicted model, not a curated record. Bases 258 to 1199 code for a protein of 313 amino acids.
ACAAUGGCAAAGCUUAUUCUCCUCACAGGUCUUGUUCUUGUACUGAAUGUGCAGCUGGGAACAGGCAGCUGAAAACUCUCCUGGCCAUUGGAGGCUGGAACUUCGGGACUGCCCCAUGAGGAAACUGAAGUACAGAGAGGGUUUAAGUAACUUGCCCCAGAUCAUACAACUAGUAGGCAUCAUAACUACCUCUGCAGUUUGGCUACAGAGUCCAUUGUUUCUAAGUAUUACAGUAGGCUGCCCAUUAUUACUGAGAAAUGCGUCAAGCUUUUGAGCAGGAGGCCAAGCAGAGCAAAAAGCCCAGGCUGUUGGUCACUGCUGCAGUAGCUGCUGGCAUCUCCACCAUCCAGUCUGGCUAUGAGAUCCCCCUGCUGUCACAGUACCUGGACUACAUCCAUGUCAUGACCUAUGACUUCCAUGGCACCUGGGAGGGCUACACUGGAGAGAACAGCCCCCUGUACAAAUACCCGACUGACACUGGCAGCAACGCCUCCCUCAAUGUGGAUUAUGCCAUGAACUACUGGAAGGACAACAGAGCCCCAGCUGAGAAGCUCUUAGUUGGAUUCCCUACCUAUGGACAUAUCUUCAUCCUGAGCAACCCCUCCAACCAUGGAAUUGGUGCCCCCACCUCUGGUGCUGGUCCUGCUGGGCCCUAUACCAGGGAGUCUGGGACAUGGGCUUACUAUGAGAUCUAUACCUUCCUGAAAAAUGGAGCCACUCAGGAAUGGGAUGACCCUCAGAAAGUGCCUUAUGCCUAUCAGGGCAAUGUGUGGGUUGGCUAUGACAACGUCAAGAGCUUCGAUAUUAAGGCUCAAUGGCUUAAGAGCAACCAAUUUGGAGGCGCCAUGGUCUGGGCCAUUGAUCUGGAUGACUUUACUGGCGCUUUCUGCAACCAGGGCAAGUUUCCCCUAAUCUCUACCCUGAAGAAGGCCCGCGGCCUGCAGAGUGCAAGUUGCACGGCUCCAGCUCAGCCAACCCAGCCAACAACUGCUGCUCCCAGUGGGAAUGGGAGUGGGAGCAGCGGCUCUGGAGGCAGCUCCGGAGGCAGUGGAUUCUGUGCUGACAAAGUCAAUGGCCUCUACCCGGUGGCAAAUAACAGAAAUGCCUUCUGGCACUGUGUGAAUGGAGUCACGUACCAGCAGAACUGCCCGGCCGGACUUGUCUUCGACACCAGCUGUGAUUGCUGCAAUCAGACAUAAACCUGA